Salvia hispanica is the source of this 2088-nucleotide messenger RNA. RefSeq lists its product as uncharacterized. NCBI's taxonomy places the organism in Eukaryota, Viridiplantae, Streptophyta, Magnoliopsida, Lamiales, Lamiaceae. The record is from RefSeq and is a predicted model, not a curated record.
AUGGAUCAUGAUUCCGAUAGCAAAGUGCAGAAGCAGCUAGAUGCAGCGAUGCCAUGGGUUGGCUUAUACAUCGCCGCAGCUUCUACGGUGUGCAUCCUUGCAAUGGUGGCCGACGCUUUCAACAGCUUCCGGCGCAAGAAGCUAUGGUUUCCCUGCAAAUACACCUCUCUUAACGCUGCUUCUUUGACUCUAUUAGCCGUGGCAAUGAAGUUGCCCAUGGAUCUCAACACCGUCAUGGUCAACACUGUCACAGACGCAGCUGCAAAGUUCACCAGCUUGCUCUUCAUGUCAACAGCUCUUAACACUCUGAUGCCUUCUCUGGGAUCCAUGAACGACAAAGAGCUGCUCACAAAUUGCGUUGGCCUAGCCCUUCUCGUGGUCACCAUCACGGCUAAUGUUUCCAUUCAUGCCAUUGAGGUGCAACGUUUCCUAUCACAAACAAUGAUCCCUUCUGUUGUGAUGUUAGUUUCUCUUGCGAUGCUAGUUUGCCUGGCGCUUAGCGUGUCAGCGAUGAAGAGGAGUCUGAAACUGAAGUACGAAGAGAAGCACAGAGAAGCUUUGGAGAAGGAGGAGGAACUGGUGGAGGGCUUCAACAUGGCUGAUCAGAGAAGACAGAUGAUGAAAUACUGGGUGAUGGCAGAGAGCAGCUGCCCUCAGUUUGUGAUAGCGCGUUCUAGUGUUUGCGCAGCUUCAUCUAUGAUCACCUUCUUUUUCGUGAUCCUGUAUACUUUUGUACAUGUAAUUCAUGGGAUAGUCAAGUAUGUGCCAGGAAAGUCGCCCUAUGGAGUUUACACCAAAAGGAUUAUAGAGAUUCAGUUCUAUGGGGUGGGGAUAGCCGUGAUUCUGGCUAUGUUGAGAUGGUUCGUCACCGUUAGGUUUCGUUGCUCAUCAACCAACACGUGGAUGAUUGAAAGCUACUGGAUUCAGACGCUCAGCGAGUGCAGAAACAGCUCUGCAGGCAUCAAAAUUGGGCCAAACAGAUGGGGCAAAUGUCUUCUUGAUGCAAAAUGGUGUGUGCUAACUCUCUGCAUUGGAGUUCAGAGCUUUAUUGUACUUACAAGCAAAUCCCUCAUCUUCUUUUCGAGAUUCAUGGUGGCUCCAUUUGUGUUUUGCUUCUCUCACAUCAACAAGUUUGCGAGACGCCAUCAUGGUACAUCACCGGGUGAUGAUGACAUGGAUCUGAACUACCUAAGCAGUUAUGUUCUGUUACUAGAUGGCGAGGUGGAGCUUCCGACAAGGUUCGUGAGAAGCAUGUGCCGAGAGGCUGACAGCAUGAUUCAGAUAGGUAGAGAGAAGAAGCCUUCCAACCUCAUAAAUCUUCUUGAAAAAUUUGAUAGCUCAAAUACUAGCCAAAUUACAACCUUAGUUUUAGCUCAUGAUUGUUGGACUCUACAAGUUGUCACUCUCACAAGCAUUGCCCUUGCCCUUCCCAACAUCUCCCAGCAUCAACGCAAGCAGUUGUUGAGCAGUGUGAGCGAAGGCCUUCCUCUUGCAAAAGUAGUCGAAAAAACUUUGGAUACUAAUGCUAAACCUAAAAGCAUUAGGAAAUCUACAAGUGCUACUUGGGUGGAACUGCUAGUUUACUUCAAGUGGGUUGAGAUCGAUCUAAGAAAUGGAUUUCUAUGGUGCAGAAACAGUAAGCAAGUCUUGCAAGAGCUCUCCGAUAAAGCUGAAGAGAUCGUCAUGGAGUGGAAGAGUCAAUCACAAGAUUCCAAUAUGGGAAAUCCUCUAAACUUCCCAGCAAGAGCUGUGGCUGCAAACUCCAUGUACAGAAUUUGUCAAACCAUUUUGUUGUCCUAUGGUGAAGAGGAAAGCUGUGAGGAAAUGUGGGAGAGAUUAUGCGUUAUGAUCGCAGAUGUUUUUUCUGCGUGUCUCACCAAUUUGCCACAUGCUAUAACCAAAAUGUGUCACCAGAGUUGCAUUGAAAAGAAAGACAAGACCGUACGCGAAGCAUUUCUGCUUUUGGGAAAGACGGAAGAAGUUCUCGGAAUUGUUCGACGACGACAGAAACGGUUAUGUAUAGAUCAUGACAAUGAAGGCUUGACGAUGUCAAGUAUGAAUGACUUGGUUGUAAGUGUAGAUUGUUGA